AUGUCACGAGCACAGGUAGCAGCGACGGAUGUGCAAGACGCGGACACAGUGUUGGUCGACAAUAUCAACAAGGUUUCGGACAUAAUGGUGGACGCAAAGCCGGUUGCUUCAGCGAACACAGAGGAACCCGUGGUGACUCGGAGGGAGCUUUGGAGUUACUACCUGUACUGCAACGCAGCAACAAACGGAGUCGGACCUUUGAUCUACUACUUGAUUCUCUUCCAGGGCUUCGCCACUUCCGCCGGCUGGGACCCUUCUCAAGGCCCUGGGUCUACAUGCGCAAACUCUGGGCAAUGUGUCCUUCCUUGGGGUAGUGGCACCAAGUCCGUCAGCUCCAUUGUGCUCGUCGCAAAUGGCAUCAGUUUUGCGAUCAUGACUGUCCUAUUCACGUCAAUCGGCCCAAUAGCCGACUACGGCACAGUUGGACGCUGGCUGCUGCUCGUUGUCACCAUUAUCUUUUGGGGUUCCCAGUUCGCCAGCAUGGCUCUUACGAAACCCUCACGCUGGGAGGCUGUGAUGGUCCUUUACAUAGUUUCCUACGUUUCGUACGGCGCGAUUCUCGUUUUCGCAGCAGCUGUGUUCCCGCGGCUGGUGCGCAACACUCCACAUGCUCGCCGCGUGCGAGAGAAGUUAGACAACCAGGAGAUCACCGGGGAGCAAAGCGAGCUUGAAGAAAGCCUAGAGAAGAAUCGGAUCAGCAAUAUUAGCGUGUGGCACAGCUUCGUUGGAACCAUCCCUAUGCUAUGCCUGGACUUGGCGAUUUUGUUACCACUCGCAAAUAACGUUCUGGUCGAUAGCUACACGAUAGUUCUCACGAACGUGUACUCAGUGCUCCUCGGCGUAUGGUGGUUCAUCUUCCAACAGCCCCGCCCCGGACCUCCGCUUCCUAAAGGCGAGCACUACCUGACUAUUGGCUGGAAGCAGAUCUGGAUCGUCCUGAAGCAAUGGAGGAAGCUGCCAUAUACCUUCGUCUAUCUCUUCGCCUUCUUCCUGCUCUCCGAUGGAAUGAACACCACUGGCACGCUCGUCACUAUCUGUCAAAACGAUCAAGUCCAGUUCUCGUUUUUGCAGAGCACGUAUCUUACCCUUGCGCAAGCCGUCGCAGCCACUGCCGGCAUACUCGGUUUCUGGUGGAUUCAAAAAUACUGGAAGAUUUCUACGAAGAAGAUGUUUGCGGUCACGAACGUCUUCACCGUCCUAAUCCCAUUGUGGGGUAUGAUCGGCCUGUGGACAACGAAUUUUGGUUUCCGCCAAACUUGGGAGUUCUGGGCGUACAAUGUGGUCUUCGGUCUGUUUCAAGGCCCAUACUACUCCUACGCGCAAACCAUGAUGGCAGAACUCGCGCCGCCUGGCUUCGACAACAUGUUCUUCGGAUUGUUUGGGCUGUCGAACCGCGCGUCGUCAUUGAUCGGGCCGAAUGUCAUCCAAGCCAUCAUCAAUGAGACGCAGAACAACUGGAAGGGCUUCCCGUUCCUCUUCGCUUUGUGCGCCGCUGCAUGUUUGGUCAUCUGGCUUGGUGUAGAUGUGGUGAAGGGUCGCCGAGACGCUGUCGCGUGGGCGGAGCAGAAUCGGUCAGAUGCGGCGACGAGCACAUACGUUGAGGGCGUAUUGUCGGACUCAAGCCUGGACUCCGGGGAGAAACAAUGAGGGGGCUAGACAUUGCGAGCGUCUGAUAAGAGCUGUAGGAAUGAACAGCCAUGACUUCGCGCGAUGUUGGAGAGAAUAUGCGUGCGUUGCAAGUGGGAAAUUCCCGUGUCAUUAUCGGACGCUCAAUGCAAGACAUCGAACAAGGUAAUUUGCUAUCAGUCGGGCUUAGAGGGCUUGUCUGUGGGCCCGGGGGUAACUGUCAGGAUGUGCGCCGAAUGGCGUACUGAAGUAGCCUAGGGAGGCUCAUACUCACACGGAUCUGUUCGCUGUGGGUUGUGUGUGGGGCGUCAGGUAUUGCUGGAACGCGAAACGGUUG
Rhodofomes roseus is the source of this 1963-nucleotide messenger RNA. RefSeq names its product MFS general substrate transporter. The transcript is spliced from 17 exons. The coding region runs from base 1 to 1647 and encodes 548 amino acids. Gene Ontology annotation, biological process: amino acid transmembrane export from vacuole. NCBI's taxonomy places the organism in Eukaryota, Fungi, Basidiomycota, Agaricomycetes, Polyporales, Fomitopsidaceae. The record is from RefSeq and is a predicted model, not a curated record.